This is a messenger RNA of Camelina sativa (false flax), 837 nucleotides long. NCBI's taxonomy places the organism in Eukaryota, Viridiplantae, Streptophyta, Magnoliopsida, Brassicales, Brassicaceae. The record is from RefSeq and is a predicted model, not a curated record.
AUGAAGUGUGACCAGAUAUUUGGAGGUAAAGUAGUAGUGUUAGGAGGUGAUUUUAGACAAAUACUACCUGUUAUUACCGAAGGAGGAAGAGUGGCGACAGUUUUAGCAUCUAUCAACUCAUCAGUUCUUUGGAAUAGUUGUAAAGUUCUUAAACUUACCGAAAAUUUGAGAUUUCGCAAGGAAACUAAUAGUAUGGACGCGGGUGCUCUCGCUACUUUCUCAAAGUGGCUUCUUGAUAUUGGGGAUGGCAAAAUCAACGAGUCAAAUAGUGGGGAUGUGAAGAUUGAAAUUCUUGAUGAUUUAUUAAUUAAUACAAGUGGGAAUCCUAUUGAAGCAAUAGUUAAAGAGAUUUACGGAGAAUGUUUUGCAAAGAGGACUGAUCCAAAAUUAUUUAGUGAAAGAGCUAUUUUAAGUCCACGGAAUGACGAUGUUGAUAAGAUAAAUCAGUUUAUGCUUACUAAGCUCCCAGGUGAAGAGAGACGAUAUCUUAGCUCUGAUAGUAUUGAAACAUCUGACACAAGCGGACAUGAUGAUAUGAUCUACACUCAGGAAUUCUUAAACAGUAUACAGGUUUCUGGAUUGUCAAGCUAUGUUUUGACGUUGAAAAUAGGAGCACCUGUCAUGUUGUUAAGGAAUAUAGAUCCAAAGGGAGAUGCUUGCGGGCGUGUAGUAGAUGCCAAUGACAACAGAAACCAAGAAAAUGGAAAUGAAUGUAAAGAAGUUGUCUUCACGCUAUUAAAUGGCAGCUCGGAAUUUGCUGGACGAUAUUACAUAAAGCAUAGGAUGGAGCAUGAAGGUGGAACUUCAGGGACUCAAACUGAAGGUACGGUAGAUUAA